This is a messenger RNA of Dinoponera quadriceps, 461 nucleotides long. RefSeq lists its product as uncharacterized. Gene Ontology annotation, molecular function: odorant binding; olfactory receptor activity. Gene Ontology annotation, cellular component: plasma membrane. Gene Ontology annotation, biological process: sensory perception of smell; detection of chemical stimulus involved in sensory perception of smell. NCBI's taxonomy places the organism in Eukaryota, Metazoa, Arthropoda, Insecta, Hymenoptera, Formicidae. The transcript is spliced from 2 exons. The annotation marks the transcript as partial. The record is from RefSeq and is a predicted model, not a curated record.
AUGACCGCUAGUUAUUAUGUUUUAAAAAUUACUCAGAGUCAUGAUCUGUACCAAAAACUUUUAAUGAAACUAAAGAUCUUUGUCAUACAUUCUGGGUCGUACGAAAUGCAUAUCAUACAGAAGUAUAUAAAUCGUUACUUGGGUUUCUCCGUCUUCGUUGGAAUAUCUUAUAUUAUAGCAGCAAUUACAUUUUCCUGCGGUCCUUUAUUUUUAUCAAUAAACUUACCAAUGGAAGGAUGGUAUCCGUUUCCUACUGAUGCAACUUACAUCAGAGGUGUUCUCUACAUCUUGCAAGUAUUCGCCAUCUUACAAACUGGAUUUUGUAUCUCUGUAGAUUUUAUGAUAGCUAUGUUCUUCUGGUAUGCCGCUGCAAGGUUGGAAAUGCUAGGACAGGAAUUACAACAAAUAACGCACGAAAGUCAAGUGAAGUCGUGUAUUCGAAAACAUCAAGAAAUAAUAAG